CGACCUAUACUAUUAUUAUUAUUAUUAUUAUUAUUAUUAUUAUUUUACAUUUUCUUUUCUUAAAAAAAUUUCUUGUAGCGGAUCUGUCUUCUUGGAAACAGAAUCCGUCACCUACCGUAUUAGGUUACUUUCUUUGCCGACGUCCCCAAAACUAUCAUUAACUCCUUCGCUCCCUCUGUUUAUCAAGAGGGACAAGACAGGCAGCGGCGGAGAAAUCAAGGGGUUUGGUUUAGAGACAAGGCGGAGAAAUCAGCACACACAGCUGCUUGGGUUUGGUUGUCGGCGAUCUCUUCGAAUCAUGGGUAGGGCAGGAAAAAUGCAAUCUUUGGAAUUUAAGAACGAUGGGAUUUUAUCAAAUUCUAAUUUGGGGCUCCAGUGGAAUCUCCAAGAUGGCAACGUUUAUCCCGGUGGCGGCUUGUUUGCGUCUGUCAGUCAAAUGGGAAACAAUGAGAAUGGCGGAUUCAAAUUGCCGUACGCUGAUUUGCUUGUCAAGUAUAUUUCACUGCCCGAGGGAUUCAAGGUUUUGGGGCUGGACGAGGAAGCUGGGGCGCUGAAUAAGAAGAAAAGUGGGAUUAAGAUUAAGAUUAAGAUUUCAAAUCCUUCUUUGAGAAGGCUGAUUAGCGGCGGGAUUGCAGGAGCCGUGUCAAGGACGGCAGUGGCUCCAUUGGAAACAAUUAGGACACAUUUGAUGGUGGGAAGCAGUGGGCAUUCCACUGCAGAAGUGUUCCAGAACAUUAUGAACACUGAGGGGUGGAGGGGAUUGUUUAGGGGAAAUUUGGUUAAUGUGAUUCGAGUUGCACCCAGCAAAGCCAUAGAGUUAUUUGCUUAUGACACUGUGAACAAGCAUCUGUCACCAAAACCUGGUGAACAAUCCAAAUUGCCUAUUCCCCCUUCAUUGGUUGCUGGAGCUUGUGCUGGUGUCAGCUCGACGUUGGUAACAUACCCCCUUGAGUUAGUCAAGACCCGAUUGACGAUACAGAGAGGAGUUUAUGAUGGGAUGCUGGAUGCAUUCGUGAAAAUAUUGCAAGAGGGUGGUAUGGGAGAGUUGUACAGAGGUCUUACUCCUAGUCUUAUUGGGGUAAUUCCAUAUGCUGCAACAAACUAUUGUGCGUAUGACACGCUGCGAAAGAUGUACAGGAAACUGUUCAAGCAGGAAAGAAUUGGGAAUAUAGAAACACUCUUGAUUGGAUCUGCAGCUGGUGCCAUCUCCAGCAGUGCGACAUUUCCUCUUGAAGUGGCUCGUAAGCACAUGCAGGUCGGGGCUGUGAGUGGGAGGCAGGUUUACAGGAACGUGCUUCAUGCCCUUGCAAGCAUACUCGAGCAGGAAGGGAUACCGGGAUUGUACAAAGGGCUUGGGCCGAGCUGUUUGAAGCUAGUGCCUGCUGCGGGCAUAUCCUUCAUGUGUUACGAAGCAUGCAAGCGAAUUUUGGUUGAGAAAGAAGACGAUGAGUGAAUGAAUGAAUAAAAUUUUGGUAGAAAGUGAAUGCAGGCAGGCACCUACCUACGUACGGGUUUGUCUUUCUUUCUGCUAGAGACGGAUGAGCCGAGACACUAGAGGUCAAGCUGACACAAGACAAUACUCCAUUUGGCAUUGACUGACUAAGCAGCCAUGGAUGCAUGGCUUUCUUCUUCUGUUUUUAUUGUUGAAAUUUUGCGUGGGUGGCGGACAUUGAAGCUUUUUGGUAGAGGAUGAGAAUAUCUGUCUGCCUCUCUCUGCUGCUGCUGCUACUACUUCACGCAUGUGAUUUUUAAUUAAUUUAAAAAAGGUUUCUUGGGUGUCA
Andrographis paniculata is the source of this 1781-nucleotide messenger RNA. RefSeq names its product adenine nucleotide transporter BT1, chloroplastic/mitochondrial. The transcript is spliced from 3 exons. The record is from RefSeq and is a predicted model, not a curated record. Gene Ontology annotation, biological process: transmembrane transport. The coding region runs from base 299 to 1453 and encodes 384 amino acids. NCBI's taxonomy places the organism in Eukaryota, Viridiplantae, Streptophyta, Magnoliopsida, Lamiales, Acanthaceae.